This is a messenger RNA of Labrus mixtus (cuckoo wrasse), 2069 nucleotides long. It is a transcript of the gene adat1, whose product is annotated as adenosine deaminase tRNA specific 1. Gene Ontology annotation, molecular function: RNA binding; adenosine deaminase activity. The transcript has 9 exons. NCBI's taxonomy places the organism in Eukaryota, Metazoa, Chordata, Actinopteri, Labriformes, Labridae. The record is from RefSeq and is a predicted model, not a curated record. Gene Ontology annotation, biological process: RNA processing. Bases 104 to 1603 code for a protein of 499 amino acids.
AUCUCCAAAUCGUUGACUUCAACCAUAGUACUGUUUGAAAAACUAGGCAAGUGACUCCACGACUAUGGAAGAUAUAUCAUGUUAACUUAAGUCAUCAUUUGCAAUGCCUGUGAGGCUUCACCCUCACCUUUCUGUCCGGUUUAACAUGGUGGACGCAGAUGAAAUCGCGAAGUUGUGCUACGAGCGCUUCAAGCAGCUUCCCCGGAGAGGGAAGCCUGAGACGGGGAGAGAGUGGACCCUGCUGGCCGCUGCGCUCAAACUCACCAGGUGUGUUCACUCUGACAAAGUUGAUAAGGAGGUCGUCUCCCUCGGAACUGGAACUAAAUGUAUUGGACAGACGGCUAUGAGCCCCAGCGGUGACGUUCUUAACGACAGUCAUGCAGAAGUCAUUGCCAGAAGGGGCUGCAUCAGGUACCUGACGUCAGAGCUGCACAGGGCUGUGAGCGGUGAAGACAGCUCUGUGUUCUGUCGGGGAGACGAGCGAGGGAAGUGGAAGCUUCAGCCUGGAGUUUCCUUCAUCUUCUUCACCAGCCACACUCCCUGUGGAGAUGCGUCAAUCAUCCCCAUGGCUGACAUCCAGUCUCAACCCUGUCCUGCUGUCACAUCUGCAAAGAGCCCAGAAGGGUCUGAUAAAGGCAGAGACCUGAAAAGGAAAGCUGAGGCCCCAAGUGAAGAGAGAAACACUAAAGUGUCCCAUCUAGAGGAACAGGAGACAGCCGAGACAUCAACAAGUGAAGAACCAUCACUGAGUCUCUCAAAAACACCUGAGGAAACCUUCUCACAAAAUCCAGCUCAGCUAGAGGUAGAAACCAGAGGCCUCUCUGACGACAGUGCUGGACUGCAUCCACAGGUGUCAGACGUUCACAGGACGGGGGCCAAGUGUGUCCCGGGGGGCCACGCGGACCCUCUGCACCCAGGGGCGGGGUACCACAGCGCAGGGAUGCUUCGGGUGAAACCCGGACGAGGAGAGCCGACUCUCUCCCUCUCCUGCAGUGACAAACUGGCUCGCUGGGGGGCGCUGGGCUUCCAGGGUGCACUGCUUUCCCACUAUCUGCAGGAGGCGCUUUACUUCAGCACCGUGGUGGUGGGGAAGUGUCCAUACAGCCAGGAAGUCAUGCAGCGAGCUCUGAUCACAAGGUGUUCCCGUGUGUCUAACCUUCCUGCUGGUUUCUCUGUGGUUGCACCUGAGCUGCUCCAAUCCAGCCUGGAGUUCCCGUUCAGUCAGGCUCAGACCGAGCUCCAGCACCAGGACGGAAAGGGCCGGAUCUCCCCCUGUGGGGCAGCCAUCAGUUGGUGUAAUGUGCCUGAGCAGCCACUAGAUGUCACUGCCAACGGCUACAAACACGGAGUCACCAAGAAAGCCCUCGGCACGGUCAAAGCCAGGUCUCUCCUGUGCAAACUGGAGCUUUUCCAUUCCUUCCUGUCUCUGGUAUCGGCCACUGACCCUGCAGCACGACCCGACUCUCUCAGGGGAGCAGAUCUGCGGACCUACUGGGACUACAAGAAGGCCUCUCAGGCUCACCAGCAGGCGUGGCAGCAGCUCCACAGCCAGGCCUUCCCGCUGUGGCCACGCAGCGACAGAAAUCUACUGCUCUUCCACUGAAAAGCCGAGGUGCCCUCGAUAGGAUCGAUGAAAAAGUGAAUUUUUUUUGCGGCAAGGAUCAAAGGGUUAAAGAACUGCUGGUCGGAGAGAGGAUUGGUCUAUCCUGGGCCUGUGAAACUCACAUUUUAAACAAAGGACGGCAGAAAAGGGUAAAUUAGAGAAAACCUGAAUCAUGAUCUUCUUUAUAUAAAUGGAUAAUUUGAUUUAUCUGAUUUUUUAAGAGUUAAUUUCCCAUCACCGGUUUGGUCAUCUGGUCAAUCUGGAUAAAUAUUAUUCGACUAUUUUUGACUUUCUCUCUGCUUAAAGCAGCAGGACAUUGUGCUCUGUCCUGCUGGUAAGAGAGGUCGAUGACCGCUCCUCAGUGUCCUCAGAUGAUGGCUUUAUUUUCACAAUGAGUGUAACAUGUUGUGAAUGCAGCUGCUAGGGGGUCACUCUCUACAGCCACAGCUGGACAUACCUGUGUGUG